AUGGCGGACAAACAGCUGAAGCGAGGUCACAACUGCUACUACAACCCAUUAACACAUAUAUGGAGCGGUUUAUCUACACCGCCACUGUUCAAUGUGAAUCAGAGUGUUGGGCAGCUUAUACUCAAAACGCUGCAGCGAUGUGACCCAGAGCAGGUUACACAAAUCAGCGCUGACAUCGAUCAAGGUCGUCCAGUAACCUGUCGGGAGAUGUAUCUCCGAACGGUCCGCAUCGCGGAACACCUGUCCCAGCUCGGGUACGGCAAGCACACGCCGAUGGCAGCCCUGGCAUCCCGCAAUGGCGAACACGUAGCGCCGGUGAUGUUCGCUUGUUUCGCAUUAGGCAUCCCCGUCAAUACGCUGGAUGUAACGUUCAACGUUAGCGAUUUCGCGCAUAUGUUCAGCGUCAUGCGCCCGGUGCUCGUGUUUGUUGAGAGUAACAUCUUGAGCGUGGUUCGUGAUGCUGCUAAACGGGCCAUGAUUGAUCCCCAGUAUAUACUGUUCGAAGAACCGAUCAACGGCUAUCGUCACGUGAUGGAUCUGUUAGAGCCAACUGCUACCGAAGAUUCAUUUGAACCCACCAUGAUAGACGAUCCUUCUUCACACCUGGCAGCAGUUCUCUGCUCCUCUGGGACGACCGGAUUGCCUAAAGGUGUUAGCUACUCUCACUCGUUCUGCAUCGCAAAUCUACCGACCGUAUGGCGCAUGGCUCCGUCGGAUUGCCUACUCGCCUACAGCUCACUGUACUGGCUGUCCGGUUUUGCCUCGCUAAUAAUCGGUACGGUGGCACAGGCAACGCGCGUCAUUACCCGGGAACCGUUCACCCCACAGCAAGCCCUUGACACGAUGGAGCAACAUCGUGUGACGAUCGCCUUCUUCCCGCCCUAUCAAGCAAACCUUCUGGUACACGAGCCACAGCUCGCAAAGAAAUGCUUGCCUGCACUGCGGCUAUUACUCUGUGGGGGUGCACGCGUCUCGAAGCAGCUGUACGCUUCGUUGCGAAACUGCCUGCCAUCACAUACGCUUGUCCAAAUCGGUUACGGUAUGUCCGAGUCCUGCCUCAUCUCAAUGACGGACGGUGAGAGUUACCGGGACGAUUGUGUCGGUACGCUGCAAGCACGUGCCGAGGCACGGAUCCUGGACGACGAGACCGGCCAGCGGGGUCUUCCGCCUGGUGAGCCGGGUGAAAUUUUGCUCCGCGUACAGAUACCCUUUUCCGGGUACUAUGGAAACAAGGCUGCUACAGACGACAUCAUGAGCACGGAUGGUUGGAUACGUACCGGCGACAUUGGGCAUUUCGACACGGAUGGUCAUCUGUACGUAAUUGACCGUAAGAAGGACAUCAUUAAGUAUGCAAACUAUCAGAUAUCUCCAACAGAGCUGGAAACACUGAUCAAACAAUUACCGGGAGUGCUUGAGUGUUGCGUUGUUGGUCUACCGGACGAAGGAACCGAUCUACCCGCAGCGCUUGUUAUUCGCUCCCCAGGCGUGGUCGGGGAUGCGCUUUCGGCUGAACAGGUGCAGCAGUAUGUGGAUGACCAUGUAACCAAUUAUAAACGGCUCCGGGGAGGAGUUUACUUUACCACAGAGAUACCUCUAACGCCUUCGGGAAAAAUAGUGCGCCGGAAGUGCCUUGAAGUAGUACAAAAUAUUCGUGAGGGUAAACAAUGA
Messenger RNA from Anopheles marshallii, 1668 nucleotides. RefSeq lists its product as uncharacterized. NCBI's taxonomy places the organism in Eukaryota, Metazoa, Arthropoda, Insecta, Diptera, Culicidae. Gene Ontology annotation, molecular function: long-chain fatty acid-CoA ligase activity. The transcript is spliced from 2 exons. Bases 1 to 1668 code for a protein of 555 amino acids. Gene Ontology annotation, biological process: long-chain fatty acid metabolic process; fatty-acyl-CoA biosynthetic process. The record is from RefSeq and is a predicted model, not a curated record.